Messenger RNA from Callithrix jacchus (white-tufted-ear marmoset), 3719 nucleotides. The record is from RefSeq and is a predicted model, not a curated record. NCBI's taxonomy places the organism in Eukaryota, Metazoa, Chordata, Mammalia, Primates, Cebidae.
AUACUUUCAAAAAGAAAGUUCUCAGGUGUUCUUUCAAAUCAGAAUCUUACAUUGACUAUUCACUGGGGUGUGAUGGCUCCUAAAAUAUGUCACUUUGUUGAAGCGUGAUGAUUGGGUCUUUAGCUGAGAGUCUGAGAAAACAUUUAGGAAUGCAACCUUAGACUUCACUCUGUCUUCACCUUUGCUUUUUCUCUCCGUUCCUUGUGAUCCAAUUGGAACAUUGGUUUCAGGGGGGCCAAAAGAGCUGUGGAGCCAGGAGGAGGCUGGGAAUCAGGGACUACUGGCUGGGAAGUACUUUAGUGCCAGCUAGCUGCUGCCACCUGCUGUUCAGGGCCGCAUGGUGUUAUGUGGUGAUAGCUAAUUGGUGGCCUUCCAUAAACAAAGAAUGGCCCAGUAUUUAGUUAAAACAAACUAAAAAACAAAGUGUGGAUGCUAUCGGUCCACGCUGCCCAUCCCGCUGCCUGCCUACCCAGCAUCUGCCACCGCCAUGGGAGUGCAGGUGGAAACCAUCUCCCCAGGAGACGGGUGCACCUUCCCGAAGUGCAGCCAGACCUGCGUGGUGCACUAUACCCGGAUGCUUGAAGAUGGAAAGAAAUUUGAUUCCUCCUGGGACACAAACAAGCCCUUUAAGUUUAUGCUAGGCAAGCAGGAGGUGAUGAGAGGCUGGGAAGAAGGAGUUGCGCAGAUGAGUGUGGGUCAGAGAGCCAAACUGACUGUAUCUCCAGAUUAUGCCUAUGGUGCCACUGGGCACCCAGGCAUCAUCCCACCAUGUGCCACUCUCAUCUUCGAUGUGGAGCUUCUAAAACUGGAGUGACAGGAAUGGCCUCCUCCCUUAGCUCCUUGUUCUUGGAUCUGCCAUGGAGGGAUCUGGUGCCUCCAGAUCCGUGCACAUGAAUCCAUAUGGAGCUUUUCCUGAUGUUCCACUCUGCUCUGUAUAGACAUCUGCCCUGACUGAAUGUGUUCUGUCACUCAGCUUUGCUUCUGACCCAUCCAUUUUCUCUUCCCAUUUCCCUUCAUAUGUGUGUUUACCUAAACUAUAUGCCAUGUAAACCUCAAGUUAUUCAUUUUAUUUUGUUUUCAUUUUGGGGUGAAGAUUCAGUUUCAGUCUUUUGGAUCUAGGUUUCCAAUUAAGUACAUGUUCAAGUAUAAACAGCACAAGUGAUAGCUUAACUUUAAAACAGGAAUUCGUAUGGGGGGGUGCAAGAAUAUCUUAAUUUUUUGGAUGAAAUUUUAAUCCUUUAUAUAUUAAACAUUCUUGCUGCUGUGUUGCAAAGCCGUAGCAGAUUUGAGGCACGAUGGAGGGCUAAAUUAUUCUCCAAGUUGAGAGAUGUUUUGAGUUAAAUUAAAAGUCCUACCUAAAACUAAGGUGAGGAUGGAGAGAGCCUUUGCCUCCACCAGUCCCACCCCUCCCUCCCCUUAAACCUUCUGCCUUUGAAAGCAGAUCAUUUUCACUGCGAUGUUGGGCACUACAGGUAUCUGUCCCUGGGCCAGCAGGGACCUCUGAAGCCUUCUUUGUGCCUUAUUUUUUUUUCCAUCCUGUGGUUUUUCUAAUGGACUUUCAGGAAUUUGCAAUCUCAUAACUUUCCAAGCUCCACCACUUCCUAAAUCUUAAGAACUUUAGUUGACAGUUUAAAUUGAAGAUGCUGUUUGUAGACUUAACACCUAAUGAAAGCCCAGCCAUCAUGACAAAUCCUUGGACAUUCUCUUAAGAAUGCUGCUGGCCAUUGCAGCUUCAGCAUCUCCUGUUUUUCGAUGCUUGGCUCCCUCUGCUGAUCUCAAAGUUUCCUGGCUUUUCCUCCCUCAGCCCCUUGUCACCCCUUUGCUGUCCUGUGUAGUGAUUUGGUGAGAUAAAUCAUUGCAGCCCCCUCCCCACAGCACCACAUAUGAGUUUCGAAUUUUAUUAUUUGCAAUAAAAGUGUUUUAUGCCAGCUUUUCUCAAAAACAAAACAAAAAAAACAGUGUGGCAAGAGCAGGCACCCCCUCACAGGUGUGCUGAGUCCUGCAUCAUAUCUCUUUGGUGGGCAUUACUAAUGUAAUUUAAACCAUGUCAUUCCAACAUGUAAUCGAUAUGGGAAAAAAUAACAUUAUGAUAAAAAUAAUUACUGAGAUUUUAUACAUCCAAUCUUUGUGCCAAGCCUUUGAAAUAUGGUGUGUGUGCCAGUGGCUCAUGCCUGUAAUCUCAGCACUUUGGGAGGCUGAGGUAGGCAGAUCACCUGAAGUCAGGAGUUUGAGACCAGCUUGGCCAACAUGGUGAAAACCCGUCUCUACUAAAAAUACAAAAAUUAGCUGGGUGUGGUGGCACAUGCCUGUAAUCCCAGCUAAUUGGGAGGCUGAGGCAGGAGAAUCGCUUGAACCCAGGUAGCAGAGGUUACAGUGAGCCGAGACUACACCAUUGCACUCCAGCUUGGCUGACAGAGCAAAACUUCAUCUCAAUAUAUAUAUAUAUAUAUAUAGUGUGUUUGUUGCUCUUACCACACAUCUCAAUUUGGACUAGCCACAUUAUAACUGUUCAGUAGCCACAUGUGGCCAGUGGUUACCACAUUGGAUAGGGCAGAUUUAAAUUGCUUUCUUCAUAAGGACCCUUUUGAUGCCCCGGAGAUGUAUAUUGCUCAGUGAAAUCCCUCAUGAGAUGUUGCUGUGGUGUCUCUGUGUUGAAUGACACUGUUAUGAGAAGGAUCUCUGGUCCCAAAAGAUGACACCAGCACCUGUUAGCUGCCCCAGGAAUUGUGCAUUUCUUUCUUUCCCAUGCCUUCAUUAGGUACCUGUUGUGGACUCAGGCGGCCUCAGUGGUGCACAGGGGUCAGGGUCUCACAGGCCUUGUCUUCACAACCCUGCUCCAACCAACCUACCAAGCCAGCCUGGCAUCAUGACUGUGCCUCUCAGAACCAUGGGCAUUCAAGGAACAUGGAAAACCAGUUGCCAGUUUUUCUAGAAAGCUGAAUAUUUUAAAAACAGCCUUAUUGAGACAUAAUUUAUAUACCAUACAAGUCACCCAUUUAAAUUCAAUGGCUUUUGGUUUGUUACAUGAUUUUUUUGUUUUUUUGACUAAGUCUCACUCUGUUGCCCAGACUGGAGUGCAGUGGUGCAAUCUCAGCUCACUGAAACCUCUGCCUCCCGGUUUCAGGUGAUUCUCAGCUUCCUGAAUAGCUGGGAUUACAGAUGUGUGUCACCACACCCAGCUAAUUUUUGUAUUAUUAAUAGAGACGGGGUCUCACUAUGUUGCCCAGACUAGUCUCCAACUCCUGACCUCAGGUGAUCCACCCACCUCGGCCUCCCAAAGUGCUAGGAUUACAGGGGUGAGCCACUGUGCCUGGCCUACACGAUUAGUUUUUUUAAAUUGUGGUAAAACAUAUCUAACAAGAUUUGUCAUUUAACCAUUUUUAAGUGCACAAUUCUGGGGGCAUUAAGUACAUUCAGUGUCAUGUAGCCAUUCCCCUGUCUACUUUCAGAACUUUUUCAUCAUCCCAAAUGGCAGCUCUGUACCCAUUAAACAAUAUCUCCCGGUUUCUUCCUCCCUCUAGCCCCCACAAAACUUGUGUUCCACCGAAAAGCUAAAUUUUUAUUACUUAAGAGGUCUCCAGCAGCUUUAGAGCCUCAGAAAAGAAAAAAAAAGAUUGAAGGGAAAGGCUAGCCCUUUGGGGAGGGGUCCUGGGCUAGUAGAGUGUGUGGUUCUUGGUGGCUGUGAUACACGUACCUGGAGACAGGGUCCUUGACAGAAU